Molecule: messenger RNA, 2349 nt
Organism: Pogonomyrmex barbatus (red harvester ant)
Lineage: Eukaryota; Metazoa; Arthropoda; Insecta; Hymenoptera; Formicidae
Gene: Six4
Product: homeobox protein six4
Biological process (GO): regulation of transcription by RNA polymerase II
Cellular component (GO): nucleus; transcription regulator complex
Molecular function (GO): DNA-binding transcription factor activity, RNA polymerase II-specific; RNA polymerase II cis-regulatory region sequence-specific DNA binding
Source: RefSeq, a predicted model, not a curated record
GUAAUUGUAAUUAUUCGAAAAAUAAUCGUUACAAAUUCGAAUUAUUUUUCUGAAGAAGUGAUGAAGUGUAUGAACCGUCGGAUGUAUCAUGAGGAUAGAGUGUCCGCUUGAUAAAUAAACGAUUGUCGCAUGCAGAAAACACACUUUUUUCAAAAUUAAAGUUUGCAAACAAUUUUUGUACCCACAGUCUGCAAUUUGAAAAUAUGUAUGCGUAUGCUGCAGUAAACCUCGAUGAAUGAGAAUGGAGUCGGGCAUCGAUAUGAAUGAAACGUACGUAAUUAAACAACCGUCGUGUCGACUCGAACGUGCGAAUAACGGAUGCUUACUUUCGUCAUCGGUUAUUCAUCCGGUCGAUCUAUAAAAUAUAUCGGUAUGACAGUAUGCCGAUCUGAUGAAUGGCAAAAGAGAAAAAGUAAGUUUUUUAAGUAUAAGAGAAUAUAUUAAUUAUAGUCUCCGAACUGAAUGUUUUAUCAUAGAAAUUAAUAUUGCUUGCGAUAGAAAAUCCAAAGGAAACGAUAUAUGGAUAAUAGACAAGCAUCUACAGAGAAUAAAAUAUAUAUAAAGAAAUAAAAUAGAUAUAUAUUAUGCUCAAGAUUCUAGAUGAAUAAUACGUUAAUCUUCCUUCAUUUGAGACUUGAGAUUAUAAUCGCGAUAUAAUUUGUGAUUUAAGAUUAAGUAAUUAUCAAACUAGUUUCAAAAAGAAGUCGCGAGGAAAGUUUGCGCCUUCGAAAAAUUGUAUGUGCUUGGGCUCGGCGAAUGAGCACGGAAUCCUGUCUCCUAUCCGACACCUGGGUUCAUGAGUGACACGCAGCCACCAGCUAAGAAUGUCAGAUAGUUCGGAUCAACUGUCAUCACCGAACAGCGACUGCAACAGUCAAAUGGGCGUCGUGCAUCGCAACGCAACCGCGCAAUAUAGUAACGCGUCGUCGAUGUCUAGCCUCGGGAUCACUCAUCAUCCCCAGAAUUUGACGCCGACGUCGAAUGGUAGUCCCCAAUAUUCGCAGGAGCUUUCCACCUGCAGCUCUGCCAGUGUAAACACCAAUAUUGGGAAUAUUAGCAGCCUUUCUCUCAGCAGCACCAGUAAUUUCACCCCCGAGCAAAUAUCUUGUAUGUGCGAGGCGCUGUCGCAAAGCCAGGACAUUGAAAAACUUUCCAGAUUUCUUUGGUCUCUGCCUCCUGGAGAACUGCUGCGCGGAGGCGAGAGCGUGUUAAUGGCGCGUGCCGCCGUUGCCUUUCACCGUGGAGCCUAUCACGAACUUUACUCCAUUUUGGAAAGUCACCCUUUCUCGCCACGCCGUCAUCCUGAACUCCAGCAGAUGUGGUUCAAGUCGCAUUAUCGCGAGGCCGAGAAAAUCCGGGGCCGACCUUUAGGCGCCGUGGACAAGUACCGGCUACGUAAAAAAUAUCCAUUACCAAAGACAAUCUGGGAUGGCGAGGAGACUGUGUAUUGCUUCAAGGAACGAUCGAGGAAUGCUUUGAAAGAAUGUUACAUGAGGAACCGAUAUCCCACGCCGGACGAGAAGAAGAAUCUCGCGAAAAAGACGGGCCUAACGCUGACUCAAGUGUCCAAUUGGUUCAAGAACCGUCGACAGCGAGAUCGCACCCCGCAAACGAGAACAGAUAUGUUACCACUGAACUGUCAAGGUACAACCAAUAGCACAAUUAGUAGUUCAGUGAGCAAUGGCGGUAGUAUACAAUCCCUGCAGAGCAUCGAUUCCGAUAGUCCGAAUCUUGCGAUGUCACCUCUGUCAACUAUGGGUAUGUCGCCGGUCGCCAUGAAUUCGUGCAGUCCAAUGGGCAUGAGUCCUAUGGGUUCUCAUCAUAGCUAUGCUACAUCCGUUACUCCAUCAUCAGUUCAUAGUGCACAUCCUCAUAAUGGUGGAUUAAGUCCUAUGAAUGACGUUAAAGCCCUGUGUUACGGACGCGGUGUGUAUGAUACAGGUAAAGAUGUGGAGCAGAGCUCGGUUUAUUACUCCAGCCAUCCCAGUGUGCACCACCAGUAUUAUCCACAGACCCACCAUCAGAUGAUGUCAAGCUCUCACCAUCAUCAUCAUCACCAGCAGAAUGUGCCAGCCGGGUACGAAAUCAUGCUACCACCGCCUCAACAUUCCAUAUGACCAACCGAUUACGAAGGUGACCGAAGUAACCAGGGUCAUCACGGCCAGAGCGACGACGUAGUGACGCGUAUACACGCCUUCGCCUGAUCUUUCGGCUUUUCUUUUUCAUUCGAUUCAAAUCGUAUAUGCAAUAAAGAACGGCAUACGGACCCAUAAAUAUCGGCGAAACAGACUGUUUUGAUGAAACAAAUAUCGCAGCCAUUUUCGGCUGUACUUUUUGCUGGGAAAAUGU